AUGGCAACCCCAGCCUUCCCCCUGACCCCAUCUGCAGUGGAGGCGUGUGUUCUUCACGGGCUGAAGCGACGAGCGGCGGGUUUUCUGCGUAGCAACAAGAUAGCAGCGCUCUUCAUGAAGGUGGGGAAAAGCUUCGCCCCGGCUGAGGAGCUGUGCAGGAAGGCCCAGGAGCUGGAGCAGAUCAUCGAGACAAAACGAAGUCAAAGCUUGCAAAGUCAAGACAGCCUUCGCAAGAUGCCCCGACUGCCCAGCCUCAACCCACAGGGGGUGAAGAACCUGUGGAUCAGGACGGCUCUGUUCGAGAAGGUGCUGGACAAGAUAGUUCUCUACCUGGUGGAGAACAGCAGUAAAUACUACGAGAAAGAGGCUGUUCUAAUGGACCCUGUAGACGGACCUAUCCUUGCGUCUUUGUUAGUUGGACCUUGUGCUCUGGAGUACACAAAGAUGAAGACGGCGGACCACUUCUGGACAGAUCCGUCUGCUGACGAGUUGGUGCAAAGACAUCGCAUCCACAGUGGUCACUGCAGGCAGGACUCUCCCACCAAGCGGCCUGCGCUCUGUAUCCAGAAGCGGCACUCCAGCAGCAGCAUGGAUGAACGCCCUUCCCCCUCGCCAUCAGCUCGGGAAUAUGUGGAGUCGCUGCAUCAAAACAACAGGGCAACGCUACUGUUUGGCAAGAACAACGUGCUUGUACAGCCGAGGGAUGACAUGGAGGCUAUCCCAGGUUACCUCUCUCUGCACCAGACCGCCGACAUCAUGACGCUGAAGUGGACGCCCAAUCAGCUCAUGAACGGCUCUGUUGGAGACUUGGAUUAUGAGCGCAGUGUGUACUGGGACUACGCCAUGACAAUCCCUCUGGAGGAGAUAGUUUAUUUGCACUGUCAUCAGCAAGUGGACAGCGGGGGCACGGUGGUGCUGGUCAGUCAGGAUGGGAUCCAAAGACCUCCACUUCGCUUCCCCAGAGGAGGCCAUUUGCUCCAGUUCCUCUCCUGCCUGGAGAACGGCCUGCUUCCUCACGGCCAGCUGGACCCUCCGCUCUGGUCCCAGAGGGGAAAGGGGAAAGUGUUUCCCAAGCUGCGGAAGAGGGUUCCUCAGGGAUCUGGAUCCUCAGACUCGGUCUCAGAUAAGGAGGAGGACGAGGCCACAGACUACGUCUUCCGCAUACUCUUCCCAAACAGUCAGUCGGAGUUUGUGACUCCUCCAGAUCUGAUGGAUCAGGGAGCUACGAUGUGGCAUCCCACUCUCAGGAAGUCGUCGUGUUCCUCCUGCUCUCAGGGGAGCUUCUCUGACGGGGCGACACCCAAGGGGUGCAACCACGAGAGGGCUCCUCUGAAGCUGCUAUGUGACAACAUGAAGUAUCAGAUCAUCUCCAGGGCAUUUUAUGGCUGGUUGGCAUACUGCCGUCACCUGUCCACUGUGCGAACACACCUCUCUGCUCUCGUCAAUCACACCAUCGUGGCGCCCGACGCGCCCUGCGACGCCUACAAGGGGCUCACCACGGACGUGUGGCAGACGUUCCUGCAGGACUGCACAGCCUACAAGGAGCAGGAGCUGCUGCGUCUGGUCUACUUCGGCGGCGUGGACCCGUCGCUGCGUAAAGAGGUGUGGCCUUUCCUGCUGGGUCAUUACCAGUUUGGAAUGUCAGAGGCCGAGAGGAAGGAGGUGGACGAGCAGGUCCGAGUGAGCUACCAACAGACCAUGCACGAGUGGCUCGGAUGCGAGGAGAUUGUCCGGCAGCGAGAGAAGGAGCAGCACGCUGCGGCGUUAGCAAAGUGCUCGUCUGGGGCGAGCAUCGACAGUUCCAUUCAGAAGAUGACCCAUCAUGAUUCCACUGUGAGCAAUGAGUCCCAGUCCUCCCAGAGCUCAGACAGACAGAGUCUGGCUCGCCUGCAGAGUGAUUCCAGCAGCAGCACACAGGUGUUCGAGUCCGUGGAGGAGGUGGACCAGAUUGAAACGGAGCCAAAAAGCGAAGAGGCCAAACAGGUGCCAAAGAUGCCCAAUGGAGCUCUGCAGAACGGGACGAGCUCUCCCGACUCUGGGCAUCCUUCUUCCCGCAACUUCUCUGUGACAUCUGGACUGUCGGACGGAUCCUUCAGCACCGAGGACAGCGCCGCACCUGAUACGACUCCCAGAUCUGCAGGCGUCCCUCAGGCAUCGCAGAGCUCCGUCAAACCUGCAGGAGGAGCGAGUGAAGGGCCGACGGAGGAAAUGGACAGCCAGGAGAAAGAUCAAGAGAAGGGCAAAGAGGAGGAGGAGAAAGCAGGCGAGGCGGAAAACAGUAAGACUGAUGAUAACACAGACAACAAAGAGACCAGUUUGCAGCCUGAAACUCAAGAAAACACUGAGAAGUUAGAAGCUAUUACGGCAGAGUCAUUGGAAACAGCAAAAGAAGAGUCUGAGGUGGAUACUGUGACAGCACCGACAGACGCAACACAACUCAAAGCAGAACUCACUGAACAACAAGCAGAAGUGGAAGCGAGCAGUGAGGAAGCGCCAAAGCUGGAAGAGAUGAAUAAAAUGGACGAAUCAAAGACGAGUAAAGCGGUCUUACUGACAGAAGGGAAAAUAUUCAAAGUUUCCGGUCCUCCUGAAAUGGAAAAGAAUCUCUUUCUCUCGUCAGACACCAGGAUGUCGAGAGGAAGAGAAGUCUACUGUGCCUCCCAGAAAGACGAGCCUCAGGUCAUGACCGAGUCCGACGAGUCUCCCUCGGCCAUAGAGAUGGAGGAGAUCCCCAAAGCCAAAGUUUCCAUGGUGCCUUGGAGCAGCAGGAAGGGACACUGUGAAACCUCGUCUUCCUCUGAUGAUUCGGCCCCUCGCGUGGAGCUCAGGCAGGAGGAGGAGCAGGGAAAGCUGAGUCCAGAGGGCACCGAGUCCAUCCUGUCGGAGCCAGAGAUGGAGAGUCUGUACCCUGCCUUCGACUCUCUGGCUGAAACCACGAAGAACGAAGUGACCUCUCAAGAGUCGGCCGGCGGUACCUUCACUCAAGAGCUUUUGGACUUGUACACACUGAAUCUGCACCGCAUUGAAAAGGACGUGCAGCGCUGCGACAGGAACUACUGGUACUUCACUCCUGCCAACCUGGAGAAACUGCGCAACAUCAUGUGCAGCUAUAUCUGGAGGCACCUUGACAUCGGUUAUGUACAGGGAAUGUGCGACCUGCUGGCUCCGCUUCUCGUCAUUCUGGAUGAUGAGGCCUUGGCUUUCAGCUGUUUCACCGAACUCAUGAAGAGAAUGAAUCAAAACUUUCCACACGGAGGAGCUAUGGACACUCACUUCGCCAACAUGCGCUCUCUAAUCCAGAUCCUGGAUUCUGAGAUGUUUGAGUUAAUGCACCAGAACGGAGACUACACCCACUUCUACUUCUGCUACCGCUGGUUUCUCCUCGACUUCAAGCGAGAGCUGGUGUACGAUGACGUGUUUGCAGUCUGGGAAACCAUCUGGGCAGCCAAGUAUGUCUCCUCUAGUCACUUUGUCCUCUUCAUUGCUCUGGCUCUGGUGGAGAUGUACAGGGACAUCAUCCUGGAGAACAACAUGGAUUUCACCGACAUCAUUAAGUUCUUCAAUGAAAUGGCCGAGCACCACAACAUCAAGCAGAUUCUGACUCUGGCCAGAGAUCUGGUGUGCAAAGUGCAGAUGCUGAUAGAGAACAAGUGAUUGUUGUCUUCUUUUUUUCCUUCCAACUAAAAGUGUGAGCGGCUGUAGCAGCACCAGAGCGAAGACGCACGAGCGAACACAGAAACACACACACACGACACGAAGCCUUUACAAUCACAGUUUGCUGCUAUGAGCCUUAUCGACUGUAUCCACUAUGUUAUCUGUGUAGUCAGCAGGUGUGUGAGAAUAUUAUGCUUGAUGUUUGUCGGUAUGUUUAAGUGAAAAACAAAUGUAACUGAAAAACUGUUUCUUUCAUUUCUAAAUAUGUUUUUUUUUCUCCUCAGAAAUCCCUCAAUCCGAGUGCACUUAAUAUUUUGAGAUAAAGAUGGCUUUAGUUGCGCCUUUCAAACCAAAAUGCAGAGCUGAACUCAACCAGAGACUAUAUUUAUGAGAAAAAUACAUUGUGAUAAUAGUUUAUAUUAAUUAUUUUAAUAGCCUACAAGAUAAGAAGAGAACUAUAUCAGCACGUUAUCCUCGUAUUCCCGUAAUGAAAGAAAGAAUGUCUGCAGAUUUUUAAUAUUCUUUACACCCUGAAAACUAAUUAAUUUCCACGAUUCAGAGCGCUGGCUGGUAGCCCAAAAUGUAGCCCAAAGUCCACUUAUGUUUAACACACAGAAUGAUUUAGCUUUUUCAGCGCCAUGUCAUUGAUUUAGCAUCCAACAGUGUUUUUGAUGUUCUUGAACUGCCUCGUCUGCCGAAUAGUAUGUCUUUAUUUGUUACGUGUGAACUGUAGUGUACCGAGAGCAAAACGUGUUUAAAUUAUGAGAACUGAAUUAUGUUAACACUCGUAUAACCAUAAUCUGAUAUUUAAGUGACUUAUGGAUGUCUGCGCAGAGAUUUGUAUGAAGAAACAAGCCUGAUUUGAUAAUCCUCCUCAGUUAUUUUUCAUUAUCCAGUGAACCAUUGUAUAUUUUGUAAAUUGUGCAGAGUACUCACCUUGAUUUUUGUAUCGUCUUGUGUUGUCUGGUGCCCGUUUCUUGAAUCAGAUGUUCAUUUCUGCUCGACUAUGAAAAAAGGGGGACGUGACCAGAUGGAAAGUUGAUUCAGAUUCUUUAACGUGUGUUUUAAGCAGAGAGACGGAAAUGAAAUGUUCGGUUUGACCAAUUCUCCAAAUUAAUUGCAAAUUACGCAUUUUUUGAGGCGAGCUGUUUUGAUGUUUUAGGCAGAUUUGGGGUUUGUGAGAACACGCGAGAUGCUUUUUAUCCUCAACACUCUCGUCACUCAUCAUCCUAAAAACUAACAGUCAGUUGUCCUUCAAGUGUUGUUCCAUGACUGUGGUAAGAUCAGUUGCAUUUAAUAUUGGUGUUUACUUUGUGAAUGCUGUUGAAACGAAACAAAACAAAACAAAAAAAGUUUUAAUUUAUUGUGACAUUUACAUGCCAAAGUAUUUAUUUAUUUAUUUAUUCAUUCAUUCAUUCAUUCAUUCAUCCAUUUUCUCAUUGGGAUGCCGCUUUGUUUGUAAAGCUGAUAUUUUUAUUUUGUGGCCAGUUCUAAAUGUGUAUUGUAAAACAAUCAAAUUCUAUACUAAUAGUUCAUAUAAAUAUAUAUUAAAUAUAUUAAAUGGUAUAUGUUCUUAUAAUAAAAAAUAAAAAUGGA
Stegastes partitus (bicolor damselfish) is the source of this 5250-nucleotide messenger RNA. It is a transcript of the gene sgsm1a, whose product is annotated as small G protein signaling modulator 1a. The coding region runs from base 1 to 3654 and encodes 1217 amino acids. Gene Ontology annotation, biological process: activation of GTPase activity. The record is from RefSeq and is a predicted model, not a curated record. NCBI's taxonomy places the organism in Eukaryota, Metazoa, Chordata, Actinopteri, Pomacentridae. The transcript has 23 exons. Gene Ontology annotation, molecular function: GTPase activator activity.